UAAAGCUAGCACCUGUUCGUCCUCCGUCCUCAUCCAUAUUUCCUAAAUAGUUACUUCACCCUGAUUUUUACAUCGCAGGCGAAUUCUUUUUCAAUCCAGAAAGAGAUAAUCACGAAAAUGUUGAGGCACGCUACUAAGAGGGUUCUAGGGUUGGGACCUGCAACGUCGGUGGCUCGGACUCGGAUUCUACCUAGGUUUUACCAUGAGAGGGUGGUGGACCAUUACAACAAUCCUCGUAACGUCGGUGCUUUUGAUAAGAACGAUCCUACCGUCGGAACAGGGCUUGUGGGUGCACCGGCUUGCGGAGAUGUUAUGAAGCUUCAGAUUAAGGUUGAUGAAGAGACUGGCAAGAUUACGGAUGCUUGCUUCAAGACAUUUGGUUGUGGGUCUGCCAUCGCUUCUUCUUCUGUUGCUACCGAAUGGGUGAAAGGGAAACAGAUGGAAGAAGUUUUGACCAUCAAGAACACGGAGAUAGCAAAACACCUGUCCCUUCCCCCUGUGAAACUCCAUUGCAGCAUGCUUGCAGAGGAUGCCAUUAAAGCAGCAGUGAAGGAUUAUGAAGCUAAACGUGUGCGUGCUAAUAAUAAUUCCACUUGAAAACAACAUAAUCUAUCUGUUUGGAUGUUGAAAACAGACAACAAGAUGACAUGCUUUUAUAUCAUGUCUAUGUGUAUUUUUUUUUCUUUCAGUAUUUUCUAGUGUGGUGAAUGGAGUUGGAGGUUGAAAGAUAUGUAUAUGUAUAUAUGUGUCUAAAGAGAUAAUGCAAGAAACAACAAUGUAUUUUUCAGUUUCCUUUUUAUUAUAGCAUUGUACUUACAUUUCUUUUUA
Molecule: messenger RNA, 828 nt
Organism: Lactuca sativa (garden lettuce)
Lineage: Eukaryota; Viridiplantae; Streptophyta; Magnoliopsida; Asterales; Asteraceae
Product: iron-sulfur cluster assembly protein 1
Biological process (GO): iron-sulfur cluster assembly
Molecular function (GO): iron ion binding; iron-sulfur cluster binding
Source: RefSeq, a predicted model, not a curated record